Messenger RNA from Homalodisca vitripennis (glassy-winged sharpshooter), 911 nucleotides. Its product is annotated as protein ANTAGONIST OF LIKE HETEROCHROMATIN PROTEIN 1-like. The transcript is spliced from 2 exons. Bases 1 to 675 code for a protein of 224 amino acids. The record is from RefSeq and is a predicted model, not a curated record. NCBI's taxonomy places the organism in Eukaryota, Metazoa, Arthropoda, Insecta, Hemiptera, Cicadellidae.
AUGGAUUCGGAUGAUGAUGAUGAUGUGGUUAUUUUGGGGUGGUGGCUAAAGAAAAUGAAAAGAAUAAAGUAUUGGGGUCACCCGUUGAUCAGGGUUUGUCAACACAGUACUUACGUUGUAGCUCGUCACUUGUGCAGUGAUCCUUUCAAAUUUAAGGAUUUUUGUAGAAUGUCGAAGCCACUUUUUGAUCGUUUGGUGGAAUUAGUUAGUCCUUUAAUAGCGAGGAAAGACACCAACUGGAGGUUAGCUUUGAGUGUUGAGGAAAAAUUAACAAUUACAGUGAGGUACCUUGCUACUGGUAGCUCGUUCAAAUGUUUGGCUCAAUUUUUCAUGAGAGGAGAACGAACUAUUGGUUUGGUUGUAGCGGAGACAACGGAGGCAAUAUGGAGUUGUUUACAACCUCAGUACAUGCCAGUUCCUGACGAAAAUAUGUGGAAGUGCAUAGCUCAGCGCUACCUGGAACUUUGGAGUUUGCCAAACUGCAUUGGUGCAAUAGAUGGCAAACAUGUCAGAAUUCAAAAAUUUAAACACGCAGGAUCAGCUUAUUUUAAUUAUAAAGGUUACCACUCUGUUCAUAUUAUGGCAUGUGCUGAUGCAGAUGGCUGUUUUACAACCAUUGAUGUGGGAGAUCUAGGACGAAACAGUGAUGGGGUGUGUUCCGUACUUCACGUUUAGGUCGGUGGUUGGAUCGAGAUGAGUUGAAUGUACCACGACCACAUCCUCUACCUUUUGACACUAAUGAGGCUCCUUUCCCAUAUUUCUUUGUUGCAUACGAGGCAUUUCCUCUUAAAAAGUACCUUAUGAAGCCUUACCCAAGAGCUGCUUUGACAGAUGAACAAAGAAUUUGCAAUAUUUUCGGUUGACUUUAGGUCGCAAGACGGUAGAGUGUGCUUUUGGAAUGCUAAGGUCAA